CUCUAUUCAGCUAACUACAGGAAAGGUCCUCACCGGCCCUUUUCGCACAUGCACAAGGCCCGAGAAAGCUCUCCCACUCUACCGCGAUCAUGUCACACUCGAUAGAGAGGCUGGCGAGUGAGUAUGAAGCUAUUACGCGCUCAUAGCACUCACACGCUAACGCACAAAUCUCCUUCUCUGCAUGGGCUCUCUCUGCUCCUCAUCUGACGCCUCCUCCUGCGUGAGUGGUGUGUUUGUUGCUGAGGUAGUUGACCGCCUCCUUGAGACAGUCGCCGCCACGCCUCGUGUGGCCCUCCGCUACAGACAGGUCGCCCACAGUCAGCGAGGCAUCGUUGCCAGCUACCUGAAGCAACACAAGCUGGAUGGAUGAAGCACGGAACACACCCACGCAUGUACCACCUACUUGUGAUUCUAGUGUCUGGAUGAGCGCCCUGAUGCGAUCCAUCUCCUGCCGAAACCGACGCAGGCCCUCAUCGCGAGCCGCCUUCUGACCACACACAGGCAGCCGAGACAGACAUCCCACAUCUAACUCCAUUGAAUGGACGACCUUUGCUCUUUCGGCUGCCUGUUUGGCUGCCUCCUCUUCUUCCUGCGAGACACACACACAAUGACAGACGACCGGCGUAUGGUUAAUGCUCGACACUUUACCAAUGCCUUCUCAAUUGCGGCGAUUUCCUUCUUGUGAUCCUCGACGAUUCGCAUCCGCUCCGUCUCACUCACAUCACUGCCGCCGCCGCCGUUCGGACCUCCCCCUGUCGCCACUCCCUGGCCUGCAGACACAGGCACAUCAGCCAACACGAGUUGAACGCACUACUCUUCUCUGUGUAUGUACCUCCCAGCAGCGCCUUGAGUCGCUCGUUCUCCUUCUUGAGCAGAUUGAACAACUUCUCCUGCACUCACAGAUGCAUCAGGAGGCGAAACAACAUACGGGCGGUCUGUCUCUCUGUUUUCGUCUCACCGUGGGGUCUUCGUCGAUCUCGGCGUGAUUCUUGAUCUUCUUGGCGCGAUCUAAAACAUCAAGUGGAGACUUCACGCAAAUCACGCUCGCGUGUGCUGUUGUCAGUGUUUGCCGGCGCAUUGUAGUGUCGACAGUGUCUCUUCGUAGUUAGACGAAGCGGGCGACACGGCGCAUAUCAUGAUGGUCUUCGAUGAGCCUCCGAGGGCAUUCUGAAGCAUUUAGCACAGGAGUGGCGCUCGUGUGAGUGCCUGACGACUGGACAUCUCCACCUGCAGCAGUCGGGUGAGUUUUGAGUCUCGGUAGGGGAUGAGCUGGCCCUUCUUCAACUUGCCUGAACGUCCGCAGGAAAAUGUGUACCUGUAUGUCUGUCUGUUACCGUCCCACACACCUGAGGCCUUGUCUGCGAGUGCCGAUAUGACGUUUCUCAACGCAGACAUCGACUUGUUGAUUUGCUCGUCCUUUUCGGAGCCGGCGGGAUCGACCAGUGUGAUGACUGAGGGCUUGCGGCCCUCCUUGCCCGCAUACGUAGUCACCUACCACACACAUCGCGCACAGACAGGUAGAUUGUCCUGUGUCACAUACAGAUCAUCCAUCCCUACUUGUGUGAGUUCGAUGAUAAGCACUGUGUUUGCACGGGAGCUCGUCCUAGCACAGAAGACAGGCCGAACGACAGGCACAAGUAAGCGCAAGCAAUCAAUGGCAUCUUUCCAUUAGCGUGUGAAGACCGACGCGUUCAUGUGGGUGGAGGCGAUGGUGCGGUUCGCCAUCCCCUCGUCGACAAGGUCUUCAAUAGCCUCGUAGCUGUUGACAGCCCGCUUGGUCAGGUCCUGCACAUAGAUGCCCAGCUGCUUCGACUCGCGAACCUCCAGACCACCCUGACAGAGGCACCACAGCACACAGCACCACAUGGCAGAGACAGGGACCUGGUUGGUUCUCAUCGAUCCCACCUUUGUUCGCUGGUUUGGGUGGAUAAGAAGGUCCUGGAUCUUCUCAUUGUAGAUCUCCAGCAUACCGAUCUGCACACUCGGACCCAUGCAUGCACACAUACACACGGGUUGAGCGAGCGGCUCCUGUCAGUCAAGCUCAGUCAGCUGUUGCUUACCGUCACUUCGAAGUGUUUCGCUGGGUCGUGGUUCUCCCCGAUGCGGCGGAAGAUGUCCUCACACGUGGUGGGUAUGAUGCCCUUGUUGGGGCCGAAGCCAACCAUAGAGUACGACUUGCCCGCGCCCGUCUGCCCGUACGCAAACAGACAGCAGUGAUACCCUGUCCACGCGUUGUUCUGAGAAAGAAGCAGACACAGACAGGACAGACAGACAGACAGACAGACAGACCAGCCAGUUGUCUUGAUCUUGCUGCAUGGAUGCCCAAAACUUGCUGGCUGUCUGGUGUCUGGCCGACUGACCGGUACUUCCACGCCCAGGCAGUCAAAGAUUUUCUUCUGGUCGGCAUAAGGGCUGUUCCCAUCCUCAGGGGUCAGCAGCCCCUCGUCGUUCACGGAGAACCUGCACACAUGACAGUCUGCACCGUAUGCGAAGGCACGUCAGUGUGCAGCUCCGCUGCCUACUUACCCAUCAUGCGACCAGAAUGAGUAGUCGAAUGUGAAUGUCCCCUCUCCUGUCCCACCGUCGACAUCAUUAAUUGUCGUCGUUGGUCCAGCCUACACAACACAAGACAACACAUCCACGGUGGGGCAGGCAAGCCAGCUCCCGUGAGCGACCGUCUCUCCCUAUACCAUGGCUAUGCAGCAGACGGCAUCGAGGCCCUUUUCUCUCUGGUUGAAGGGCCGCACCCUCACGGCCACCCUGACUGCCGAGUCACUCAUGAUGUUAUGUUGUCAACCAAGACAAAUCGCUCAACAAACGGGCCAACCUGGAGACACACGGGAUUGGUGCAUCAGCCGAGGGCGGGGGACAAGAGAACACGCGGUAGACAGGAGAUGGACGAGUGGGCCUCUGCGCACCUUUGGCAGCGUAUAGGAGAGGCGAACACAGAGCGCAACAGGGCGGAGACUACCCCCACCGGACGGGGACGCGAAGGGUAGAAACAACCGUGCUUCACUUCGAAGGGCUGUGGGAAGAGAAAAGAGCUGGGGCAGGACCGGCCGUGGACGGGAUCCUGUCGUCCUUUCGGAGGGGGAGAAGGGCAACCGCUCCAGAGUUUGGGGCUCGAGAGUUUGGCGCGGUUUCCGCUCAGUCUAAGCCACAGCUGGCUCUCGAUGAGACCUCCGAAACGCCCAUGGAUGGCGCACGCUCCAUUGAGCCCGCUGCUGCUU
Vitrella brassicaformis is the source of this 3230-nucleotide messenger RNA. The record is from the annotation of a GenBank genome assembly. NCBI's taxonomy places the organism in Eukaryota, Vitrellaceae.